GAUUUUUGUAAUUUCCCCAAUGGCUAACUAGCGCGCCGCACCAAAUCAUAACCCAUCUACUAUGCAUAAGUGGACCUUAUGCCCCUACCGGCUUGGAAGCUGGGGCGGACAUCGGAGGUAGGCUUGGACACUGCCUUCGCACAGCGAAAGCUCAGAUCAAAAGAGAAGAAGAAGAAGAAGAAGAAGAAGAAAAAGAGACGACGAAGGAGAGAGUUUUGAAGGAUUUAAUUGGAUUGUUGUUUUUGGAGGGGAUUGAUGGGGACUAGGGUUCCAGUACAGCACUACAAUCUGAGAUCGGCGAAUUCAUAUAUUGAGAGCUCUUUGCAUGAUCUCAACACCGUCGAUGGUCGUCCCGGGGAGAUCGAAGGUCUCGGCGAGGUCGAUCGCGACGCCAUCACUGAAGACAGCUUGGAAAACGACGAUGAAUCGAGUGCUGUUGACUGCAUUCAUGAACCCUACAGGAAUUCUUUACCACUUCAGAGUGUAGGAGUGGAGGAAGAUCGCUCUACUUUAGAAAAUAAUGGUUCUUCAAGGGGUCCCUACGAUAUUUUGACUACUGAUGAUAUUUCGCCGAUUGAAAAUGCAAGGGCAAGGUUUUUGGACAUUGUUGUGGAUCACUUUAUAAGCUCGCAUGUAAUCGAAGUACCAGAUUCUGAGGCUGACUAUGCAGCUCAGUCUGCUCAAGAUAAGCUAAGCAAGAGGAAAUCAAGGGAGAUCCAUUAUGAAGGAGAUGCAAGGUUGGCGUUGCCCUUGAUGUAUGUGGCAAAUAUGUAUGAAAGUUUGGUAAGUGAAGUGAACAUGAGGGUCUCUUCUGUGAAUGGCUUUCGUGGAAAGACGAUUGGGGUGGCCCUUGAAGCAGCUGGUGGUUUGUACAGAAAGCUUGCUAAGAAAUUCCCCAGAAAAGGAACUUACAUAUUUAAGAGAAGAGAAUUGGCAACUUCUCUUGAAACAAGGACGAGAUUUCCAGAGUUAGUAAUACAAGAGGAGAAGCGGGUUCGUUUUGUGGUGGUCAACGGUCUAGCUAUCGUUGAAAAACCUACUAGUAUGCGUAUUGAUGAUGCAGAAUGGUUCAGGAGAUUGACAGGGCGGAAUGAAGUAGCUGUCUCUGCUCGAGACUAUAAGUUUUACUCGCCAAGACACAAGUACAGGCGUUGUGCCUCAAACUCUGUGCCCAGUAUCCCCAGUUUGCCUAAUUUCCCUGGCUCAGACAGUUCUUCUCCAAUGGCUACCAGUCAAGGUUACCGCUCUGUCAAUGAAUCCGAAAAUCAGCAGCAAACCUCAUGUAAACCUCAUAUGCAGCCACUGGCUCAUCAGCCUCAGUUUCAUUCCUUGCACAACCAUCAGCAUGCUAUUCACCAAACUCAACAUUUAUCUCACUUUUCUCACAACCAUCAGUGUGGACCACCUCCACACUUGCCUGAAAUUGCUCACACCCAGCAGUCGCCAACCAUUUCCCAGCACAUGGCUUGCUUACAACCGCUCUCGGGAGGUCAUGUGGGCGGGCGCUUGCAUGUACUAGCAAAGUUUUGUGAUGAAUGUGGAGCUCCAUAUUUGAGAGAGACCUCUAAGUUCUGUUCGGAAUGCGGCGUUAAGAGGUUAGGGACCUGACUUGUAGUGUUCAUAUGUAAAGUUUGGAUUGGUAGACAAUAACUUGUGAAUAUCAUUUUUCAUUUAGUUUGUGAUUUUAUAGUGUUUGACUUCCGUGUAAUUUUGAGAUACUCUGAAACAAAUGCAAAAUAUUUAGAGUAACAAAUGAUAGAUCAACUAAUUGGGUACAGUAAUUUCUCCCAUGAUUUGUUGAGAAUUUCCA
This is a messenger RNA of Camellia sinensis, 1810 nucleotides long. RefSeq names its product PPR containing protein. The record is from RefSeq and is a predicted model, not a curated record. Lineage: Eukaryota; Viridiplantae; Streptophyta; Magnoliopsida; Ericales; Theaceae.